AUGCAAAGUACCUUACGAAAACAAAAGUUGAACAUCUCGUUGACCAAUCCAGAUGGCAUAGAUGACUCAAUUUAUAAUGCUGAUUAUCUCGCGACUUUGCUGUAUACAUUAGCCGAUGGAACUGUCAUUGACUUGUUAAAACAUUCUGGUGUGAAAGAACAUGCUAAUCGUUACGUGACAUCGUUGAUGGAUGUUAUUUUUAAACGUGAAGAGUUAGUCAAUUUGGAGACGAAAGAUGUGAUCAAAGAUGAUCGAUAUCAAUUGCUGAAGGAAGCAGUUCGAAGUAAGUUUCGUUUACCUGAAGACGAACUUGAAACCAUAUGGAUUUGGCUUCACAAUGUGAUCUUGGCUAAGCGUCGAACAAUCAUCGGGAAAGCAAGAAAAGGUAUAGCAAUUACACACGACACGGCAAACAAUCACUCCACUUAA
Messenger RNA from Adineta ricciae, 429 nucleotides. NCBI's taxonomy places the organism in Eukaryota, Metazoa, Rotifera, Eurotatoria, Adinetida, Adinetidae. The record is from the annotation of a GenBank genome assembly.